UGUGUGUGUGUAAGUGUGUGUGUGUUUGCCGGCUGGAAUUUCGCCCUCUGACGUCACUGCCUGUUACUCUCCCAGAUUUGGGAAAAAGAAGUUUCACUUUAAGUGGGGAUUUGAAACUCUGUGAUUCCUAGAAAGCGAGGUCUGUGAUCAGCUGGUGAUUCAUUUUUACAUCUGAAAAAAAAUUACAAGAUUUCUCAACUCCAGAAACAUGUGGGGUGGACAUAAUGAUGGUGACCAGCAAGGUCAUGUGAGUGCUCGAAUGGAGACCAGCUUACCCAUGGGUACAACCAGCAUUUCUAUAUCCCAGCAGCAGGCUCCGAAAAAGUUUGCUCCUGUUGUGGCUCCCAAACCCAAGUUCAACCCUUAUAAACAACCCGGGGAUGCAACACACGAGGGUGACUAUCCUCCACCUCCUCCACCUGUGGUUGACCCCAGUGGGCUGCCCUCCCCUUCUAGCUUCCCACCUCCUCCACCCAUGGAUGAGACUUCUCUUGGCUUUCAGAUAAAAGGACCUGAGAAAACUCUAGAAGAGAGACGCUCCAGUCUGGAUGCUGAGAUUGAUUCGCUGACCAGUAUCCUGGCUGACCUAGAGAGCAGUUCACCUUAUAAACCGCGCACACAGCAGAAUUCUGCCAGUCCUGCUGCAACAGGCUCUAACGCCCCUGUUACAGGCUAUCGGCGCAUGGUGAUUCCAACCCAACCCCCUCUAACCGCCACCAAGAAAUCCACCCCGAAACCACAGGCGCCUCAAAACGUCACUCCACCAGCUUCAUCUUCUCCAAGACCUCAGUUCCAGCCUGCACCCCAGCCUGUACCAGCGUCCUACACCACCGCCUCCACACCGAGCCAGCCCACCUUUAAUGUUCAGGUCAGGGCUGCUCAGCCUGCCCCUCAGCAGCAACCGGUGCGUGGUCCAGGACAGGUACAGUACAUGCCGGCUCAACCCAGAGCUCCAGAAUUCGCAUAUGGGCCUCCACAACCUGGAUUCUGCCCUGCUCCAUCUGGAGGCUACCAGGACCAGCAUUAUGGGGUAGCUCCUGGUUAUGGAGGACAGAACACAUGGAGGGCUGAACCGAGCCACCAUCCUGCUCCAACACCCAGCCAAGGGUACCAGCCUGCUCCUCCCAAAAAAACCUACAUCACUGACCCUCCUGCCAGCCUGGCACCCUUCGCUGGUGGGUCCUCUGCUCCUCAUAAGGGUCGUCCAGAGGAGGAACUGGACCGCUUGACUAAGAAGAUGCUGUAUGACAUGGAUAAUCCCCCAUCUGAGGAGUAUUUCGGUCGGUGUUCAAGCUGUGGGGAGAAUGUGGUUGGAGAGGGCACAGGUUGUACCGCCAUGGACCAGGUCUUCCAUGUGGACUGCUUCAUCUGCAUGACCUGUGGCUCUAAGCUAAGAGGGAAGCCCUUUUAUGCCGUGGAGAAGAAGGCUUACUGUGAACCCUGCUAUAUCAACACUCUGGAGACCUGCAACAUAUGUUAUAAGCCCAUAAUGGAGCGCAUUCUGAGGGCUACUGGGAAGGCCUAUCAUCCCCAGUGCUUCACCUGCGUGGUCUGCCAUCGGAGUCUGGACGGCAUUCCCUUUACUGUGGAUGCCUCCAACCACAUCCACUGCAUCGAGGACUUCCACAAGAAAUUUGCUCCUCGUUGCUCUGUGUGUAACGAGCCCAUAAUGCCAGCACCUGGUCAGGAGGAGACUGUGCGUAUUGUUGCCUUAGACCGUGACUUCCAUGUGCAGUGCUAUCGCUGUGAGGAUUGCGGCUGUCUUCUCUCUGAGGGAGACAACCAGGGUUGUUACCCUCUGGAUGGCCAUGUCCUCUGCAAAAACUGCAACACCAGUCGCAUCCAGGCCCUCACCGCCAAGGCCACGACUGACCUCUGAAUGGCUCACACGUGUACAUGCAGGUCCCCUAAAAUCCCUGCACUCAUCAAAACCUGAGAAUCACCAUAUCCUGUCAUAUCACUGCACACAAAUAUUUAUGCCCAGACAAAUGCACACAUACACGUAAAGCUGUCUUUCCACCAAUAUAAGGUGCCUUGUAUUAAAAUUGCACUCAUUUA
Messenger RNA from Danio rerio (zebrafish), 2058 nucleotides. It is a transcript of the gene lpp, whose product is annotated as LIM domain containing preferred translocation partner in lipoma. Gene Ontology annotation, cellular component: nucleus; anchoring junction; cytoplasm. The record is from RefSeq and is marked provisional. NCBI's taxonomy places the organism in Eukaryota, Metazoa, Chordata, Actinopteri, Cypriniformes, Danionidae.